Messenger RNA from Belonocnema kinseyi, 1563 nucleotides. It is a transcript of the gene Pka-R1, whose product is annotated as cAMP-dependent protein kinase type I regulatory subunit. The transcript is spliced from 5 exons. Gene Ontology annotation, molecular function: cAMP-dependent protein kinase regulator activity. Bases 360 to 1478 code for a protein of 372 amino acids. The record is from RefSeq and is a predicted model, not a curated record. NCBI's taxonomy places the organism in Eukaryota, Metazoa, Arthropoda, Insecta, Hymenoptera, Cynipidae. Gene Ontology annotation, biological process: regulation of protein phosphorylation. Gene Ontology annotation, cellular component: cAMP-dependent protein kinase complex.
ACGUCAGUCAGAGGGUUUUAGGACCUUCCGCGAGUGACAUUGCAUCUCAUUUGGUGUAACUUUCUUCAAAAUCUGAAACUCACGUGUCAUUGGCUGACAUAUGACGUGCAUACACAUCAAAUGAUACAUAUGUCAAAAAAGUAUUGUUGAAAUCGAAAGGUUCACGAACGCAGUGUGUACACUAUUUCCAUACGUCAUCGUCAACAAAAAUUUAUCUCUUCGCAAUGAUAUUAUACACCAGGAUUUGGAAAACUCUAAUGCCGAUGUUCAGAUAAAAAUUACUUAUUUGCACGCGGAUUCCAGGAGACUCUAGAGUGCAAAUCGGAAUCCAGAUUGAAAAUUUUCUCUCGUACAACAACAUGGCGGCGAAUCUCGAAGAAGAACAAAGUUUACGCGAGUGCGAGGAAUAUGUACAGAGACACAAUAUUCAGCAGGUUCUGAAAGACUGUAUCGUACAACUCUGUGUGGGCAAACCUGAAAAUCCGAUCUCCUUCCUCCGGGAAUAUUUCCAAAGACUAGAGAGGGAACAAGCGCAUGAUGCAAAACAACAAAUUGCCACAAGUCCAGAAGACACUGAGGACAUGCCAGCGGGGCAACAAGGUCCUCAGGUUCCUAGACGAAGGGGUGGAAUUUCCGCCGAACCUGUCUCUGAGGAAGAUGCCACGAGCUAUGUCAAAAAAGUUGUGCCUAAAGACUAUAAAACGAUGAAUGCAUUGAGCAAGGCAAUCGGAAAAAAUGUCUUGUUCGCUCAUCUGGACGAAAAGGAACGGUCAGAUAUUUUUGACGCUAUGUUUCCUGUUUUAUUCUCGCCAAAGGAAACCAUUAUUCGGCAAGGUGAUGAGGGUGACAAUUUCUACGUGAUAGAUCAGGGGGAAGUGGAAGUUUUCGUGAAUGGCGAAUUGGUGACAACCAUCGGUGAAGGUGGAAGUUUUGGUGAAUUGGCCCUGAUCUAUGGAACGCCACGAGCAGCAACUGUUCGAGCGAAAACGGACGUCAAACUCUGGGGAAUCGAUAGGGAUUCCUAUCGCAGAAUUCUCAUGGGUUCGACGAUUAGAAAGCGAAAAUUGUACGAAGAGUUCCUGUCCCGAGUUUCCAUUUUAGAAUCACUGGACAAAUGGGAAAGAUUGACGGUGGCGGAUGCUUUGGAGCCUGUAACAUUCGAAGACGGAGAGACGAUAGUUCGACAGGGUGAUCCUGGAGAAGACUUCUACAUUAUUGUAGAUGGUACGGCUGUGGUUCUUCAACAGCGUGCGGAAGGCGAAGAACCUGCGGAAGUCGGUCGACUUGGACCUUCCGAUUACUUCGGUGAAAUAGCCCUACUACUGGACAGGCCGAGAGCAGCAACAGUUGUUGCAAGAGGUCCUUUAAAAUGCGUCAAAUUAGACAGAGCACGAUUCGAACGGGUGUUGGGUCCUUGUGCCGACAUUUUAAAACGCAACAUCACUCAGUACAACAGCUUCGUAUCACUCUCUGUAUAAUCGAUUCACAUCCACUCCUUUACAGGACUAUAUUUCAUCAUAUUGUUAUAAUUUUUUAUUUAAUAUUUUAAUAAUUAUUGUAUUA